AUGUAUGUUGCAGGAGCGUUGGCCGGAUUGACCUUCGUUACCUCUUGUCUAGCUUCCCCUGGUUAUCUUAAGCUCGAUUUCCAGAAACGGCGGCAACACGAAGCAUGGCUGGCUCAGAGAGCAGUGGAUGGCACUGUGGAUGCCAUUUUAACCCAAGCCACCACCAAACUUGAAUACUUGGUCAACAUCACGGUGGGCACGCCUCCACAGAGUCUUGCUGUAACAUUGGACACUGGUUCAUCGGACCUUUGGGUUCCGGCAUCCUCAAGUACUCUGUGCAAGAAGGGAAAAUGCGAUGAGGGCAGCUUCACACGGACACGAUCAAGCACGUACAAGCUUGUCCAACAGGAUGGCUUUAAUAUCACCUAUGCCGGACCCGGCGACUCCGAUGCAGGCGAUUGGGCAAUGGAUACAGUAACAGUUGGAGGAUCGCCCUCUAUCAAAAACCAACAGUUUGGACUGGCUACAUCCCUUGUUGAUUCGCAUGGAGUGAUGGGCAUCGGCUACGAUACCAAUGAAGCGUACAAUCCAGAAAACGUGUACCCAACAGUCCUGGACAAUUUGAAGUCGAACGGCAUCAUCGAUCGGAAAGCUUACAGCCUGUAUCUAAACGACCUUCAAGCAAAUACCGGUGCUAUCAUAUUCGGCGGAAUCGACACUUCCAAGUAUACAGGCGACCUGAUCGCUUUGCCCUUCCAGCAAGGCCCAACUGGUGGUGUGACAGAGUUCUAUGUGACACUGACUGGGGUCUCUUUCACCGACCAUGCUGGCUCUACAACGCAGUUGACACCACAAGGUUACGCUCAGGCAGUCUUACUCGACUCGGGCACUAGCGCAACUCUCCUCACUGACGAGGUGUUCUCGGCUAUAGUUAAUGGGUUUGGGGCUGUUGGUAUUGGGGACGAUGAUUACGUCGUUCCGUGUAGCUAUGCAACUGCAGAUGGCAGUAUCAACUACUAUUUCGGCGGCGAGGGUGGCAUCAAUAUCAGCGUCCCUAUCUCACAACUUGUUGGGGGCCUGGACAUUCCACCACAGGAUUUCGGCGACAAGUCCGGUGGUUGUGACUUUGGCUUUGGUCCUCCAAUUGACGGAGUUUCGAUUCUUGGGGACACCUUCCUCAGGAGUGCCUACGCUGUUUUUGACCUUGAUAACAAUCUUGCGGCUUUGGCUCAAGCGGUUGAGAACAAGACCGACGUCUCCAGUAUCGCAGCCAUACCGUCAGGGACAAGCAUUCCGGGAGCUUCAGUGACGGCCACUGCCACCGGUACUCAGCUUUCAGGGGCCGCGACGACUGCAUUACCAGCCGUACCUACGGCAAGUGCACAGGGUUCCACGAUUUUAGCAGGCACGCCGACAUUCAAUCUUGGCGUGAGUGUGACCCGAGGAAGCUCGGCUGCGACAUCGUCGUCCUCUGGAUCAGCGAACGCCGCCACGCCGGGAGUGGUGUUACUCGGGUUAGGGUUGGCUGCUGGUAUUUUGGGGAUCUGA
Exophiala spinifera is the source of this 1488-nucleotide messenger RNA. RefSeq lists its product as uncharacterized. Gene Ontology annotation, biological process: proteolysis. The record is from RefSeq and is a predicted model, not a curated record. NCBI's taxonomy places the organism in Eukaryota, Fungi, Ascomycota, Eurotiomycetes, Chaetothyriales, Herpotrichiellaceae. The coding region runs from base 1 to 1488 and encodes 495 amino acids. Gene Ontology annotation, molecular function: aspartic-type endopeptidase activity. The transcript has 3 exons.